UCUGGACGGUCGGGCAGAAAUAAUAUCCUGUCUUCUUCUGUGCCGAUUAAAAAAUGGAGACCUCGUGGUGACAAAAAUAAUGGUUUAAUUACAAGAUAUACGAAAGCUUAUGGUGCGAAUUAAUCCAAAAGUAGCCCUUAAAUUAUAAAAAGUUGUUCUCAAAAGUAUAGUAAGCUAAGAAUCAAUUAAAUCAGGCAGUAAAUCUGAAUCAAUGCGAGCUACAAACAAGUCAUUUUGAUGCAAAAAAAGGUCCGAAUCUGCCUGUCGUAACUUUCCUAAAGUCGGUGCAGUCAGUGUGCGUAAUUAGUGUAGUGUGUAAACUCUGUUAUUAUAAUUUGACUGAAUAUCUCUGAAAGAAAACACUGUUGGUUUUUUCUAAUUGUUUUUAUGAACUGGUUUUACGAUCUUGUGCGUAAAAGAUUGAAUAUGGUCAGAACCACGUGAAAUUUUUUACAAUUGUCUCAUAGGAAGGUUACAUACUUCUUCUGUUUUUAUGGAAACUACUGUCAGUUCACGACUAUCUUUGCUUGCUGCUGGAGCCAUAGACUUUUGUCCCAGUGAGAAUAAAAUAACGUCAUCAACGGAUUCUGACGGACGUUUAACUGCCAUAUUCACUCCAAAAGAUUUUCAGAAGCAUCUUGUUGAUCAAAACAAGAAUUCUUUAAAUAAUGGCUAUAUUACCUUAAAUGGAAAUAAAGAACAAUCUUUUGUUAAAGCUAAUGAGGAAAGGAUCAGAACAAGCAGUUAUAAUGGCAAAGUUGUAGAAGAUGGAAAAUCCUAUAUAACUUUAAAUGGAGAUAAAGGAAAAACAUUUGGAAAUCCACAUAAAGAUAAACUUGGGAAUAAUAAUUGCAAUGACAAAACUGCUAAAGAUGGAAAUGCCUACAUAACAUUAAAUGGAAAUAAAGAAAAAUGUCUAGUAGUUAAUGCCAACAAGGAAAAAAAUGUAACUAUCAACAGCUGUAAGGAGAGAGUUGUGGAAGAUGGUAUUCCCAUUCCAAAGCAAAUUAUUUAUUCUGGAAAGAUCCAAUUAAGUUGGAAGCAACCACGUAAGAUUGGUGCUGGUUUGGAGAAUAUGGGAAACACAUGUUUCAUGAAUACGGUUGUUCAAUGCCUAACCUACUGUCCACCUCUUGUCAACCAUCUUUUGUAUGAUUCUGAUCAUUCCUCAAAAUGCACUAUCACCGGAUUUUGUAUGAUGUGUGUUCUCCAUAGACACAUUAAAAGAGCUUUAGAUAACUCUAAUGAUGUCAUUAGGCCUACUGAAUUGUUUCAAAGACUAAGAACAAUAGCAAAGCACUUCCAACAUGGUCGACAGGAAGACGCUCAUGAAUAUCUUCGCUACGUGAUCGAUAAUUUGUGGCGGUCGUGUUUGUUGCAGAAUAAUUUUCAUUCCAAAUUAGACUCUGCUUCAAAAGAAACAACUAUUAUAAACCAAAUAUUUGGUGGAUAUCAUCGAAGUCAAGUAAUAUGUUCCAAAUGCAAAGAAAGAAGUAAUACUUUUGAUCAUUUCAUGGAUUUUAUAUUAGAUAUCAAGCAAAAUGUUCUCACACUAGAGGCUGCAUUGAAAAAGUUUAUUGAGCCUGAAAAUCUAGACAAUGAUAAUGCUUACAAAUGUCCUAAAUGCAAAAUGAAAGUUCAAGCUUGUAAGAGAUUCACUGUUCAUAAAGCGCCAAAUGUUGCAACCUUUCAGCUAAAGAGGUUUGAUUAUAAUAGGUCCUUCGGAGGGAAAAUAACAAAGCAGAUUACCUACCCUCAAAACCUUAAUCUUCGACCUUUUAUGUCUGACACGAAGGGUGAACCUGUGGUUUACCACUUAAAUGCUGUUUUAGUUCAUUCUGGGCCUACAUGUAAUUCUGGUCAUUACUACUGCUAUGUAAAGAAUUCUGAUGGUUCUUGGUACAUUAUGGAUGACCAAAGGGUGCAUCGUGUGGGCAUAAAUCAAGUUUUAAAUCAGAUUGCUUAUGUUUUGUUUUACAUUAAGGCUACUCCUACUGAAAGCUUUCCUUUAAAGAAGACAUUAGAAAAUGGUGUAGUGUGCAAAAAAAUUGGUUCAACAGUUUGUGACAGUAAGAAAAGUGAAAUUCCUUCCUCAAAACCAUUGAUUCAGAACAAUCAAUUCAGGCAAUCAAGCCCAAAACUGAAGCAGCCUACGUAUCCGACAGUUAAUCUCACUAAAAGAAAUGGACUUUCCCCUAAUGUGAAUAACCGUGAAAAAAUAGCAUUUGGAAUUCGUAAUCCAGCUUCUAAAUCUCAGGAAACUAACUCAACUCAUGUAAAUACCCCCAAAACUGAAAAUCAUCAAGCAGGAUUAGUGCCUUAUAUUGAAGAUUCUUCAGACUCCUCCUCAGAUGACAAUGCUAUAGUGAAAUUGAAUUCCAAUUCAGGCUCUAGUAAUAGUGCUGGUAGUAACUCUUUAAGUAGUGCUAAACCUGAGUGUGUUAGUAAUUUUAAUAUUAAGAGGAAACCAGCAUUAAAUGUGAAUAGGCUUUCAAACUCUGGUUCUUCUAGUUCUACCUCGUCUAAAGUCAUAGCUACUGAUGUUUGGACAGUAACUAAUGUACGAGCUGAUUCUCCCGGUGCUGAUUCAAAUUCUAGCGUCCACUCUACUACUGAUUGGCAUGUCACAUCCACAGACAAAGGAGGUUCUUCUGUUCCCAAAGUAGUGAAACAAGACUCUUCCGGUGAAGACGAGAAAUGUAAACCAGCCUGUAACUUGGUAUUUUCAUCAAACCAGACUGAUUCCACUCACAACGGUUUAAAUGAAAAUACCAAACAGCAUGAUUUUCGCAAGCAAGAAAGUAAACACGGAAAUGCGUUUUUUGCCAAGGAAGAAAACUGCAAAGAAAGCUCCACCCUUAAAAGGAAAUGUAGUGACUCUGAUCAGGAGAAUCCUACGAACUCCAAAUUUUGUAACGGUGAAGACCAACCUAGUUCUGUACCUAAAAAAAUUCAACAUGAAACGCACUUCGUGAACUCGGAUGGUCCCCCACACAAAAAGGUUAGGUGUGAAACUGACAUAAGAAAUGGACUUGUGAUUGAUUUAGUGAGUCCUAACAAAUGCUCUAAAAAGUUGUACAGCACCGAACUUGCAUCGCAAACUGCUGCUUCCCCUCAUAAAAGCUUCGAGUCACCCAAAAAAUCUGAUCUUGAAGAGACAAAGAAAGAAAGAAUAGAUGUUUCUAAGAAUAAUGUAAACUGCAGUAGUUCAUCCAACUCAAGCCCAGAAUAUGAAUGGGUUGAAAAAACUAAUGACAGUGUGGACCGUACGUUCAAAGGUAAUCACAGUUACGGUAAAGAUGAGAAAGCGCAUUUCCAAAGUUUGAAUGACAAAAAUAAAGGUCAAAAGUUUGAUGUUGCGAAGGAGCUCACUAAUAAUUCUAAAUAUUUUCUUGGUUCUUCUGUUCCUACCUGGAAUGGACAUAGUCGGCAUAAGGAAUUUGAUAACGAGAAAAGGAAAUCUUUUAGUGACUAUGAAGAUGAAUAUGACAGGGGAAAGGUAAGAAAAUUUAAGUCGAACAAUAGCUAUACACACUUUAGAGGACAUAAUCCAUUCCAAGAAUAUGGCAAAAGCUUCCGUGGUUAUAAUAAAUACGAAAAUCGACACUACCACGGAGGACGUCAAGAUAGAUUUUAUAACUCACAUCCAAAAUAUAAACACAAUUCUCACAAUAAUUAUCGAAAACAUUUCAAAGGAAAGUGACAAGAUUUAUGAAAACUCUUUUGUGUUGCAGGCAAAUUCAUCAUUCAACGUGGAACUGUUGUUUCCAGAAAUGCUAGUUCACUAAAUCUGUAAAAUGGAUUUUUUAUUAUUAUAAUAUAUAUAUAUUACUUUAUGGAUUUUCUGUUCAUUUCGGAUAUCGACUAUCUCAAUCCAGCCAGUAAAUGGUCAUAGCAAAUGCAUUUUAAACCUGAUCCCCUAACAGACUGUCGCUGUUGCCAAAAUGAAAUGUGCUUGCGCUUUUGGUUCUGACAUUGCAUUUUUUAUCUUCUGAGCAUAUGGGUAGAUUUGUAUAGAAUUUUUAAUGCUUUUCUCGUUGAGUUACGUAAGGAAAAGCAACCCUUUUGGAUUCUGAAUGCUCAGAUGGUUAAAUAGUGAUUUCCAAAGAUGAGUAACUAUAACUGAAGCAUAUUUUUUUCCUGUUUUUCUACAACAGUUGGGGUUGUAGCUUUUUUUUUUUUUUUUUUUUUUUUUUUUUUUUUUUUUUUUUUUUUUUUUGUAAUACUAUUUUUCUUUUGUUAUUAUUUUGUGAUCAUGUUGCAAAUUAUCUUUGAAUCUUCUUCUCUGAUGUAUCGAGUAGUGGACCAUAAAAAUUACUUUUGAAUGUUAGGCUGGUACAUUCAACAUAUUAAUAACUCUCUCUUGGUUACAAUUUUUAAAACUGUUUGAGAAUAUAACGUGUUGAGUAUUUUUAAAGUGAAUCACUUAUUUUACAGACAAAUUUCAAUGAACGGUUUUGUGUGUUUUUUUUUUUUUAAUGAUAUGAGUUAAACCGAUUAAAGAAUGUCAUGUAUUGUCUUAAAAAGGAUACAAAAACUAUUCUAAAUAUUGAUUUUUUCUUGAGCCUAUCCACUUCUAAUGUUUGCUUGCAUUCUAAUGAAAAAAUUUUAAUGUGUUGCUUAAAUUUUAAUGCAUUGUUUAGUAACUUUGUUAUUAUUAUACUGAUUUGUUUUUGCUCUGUUAAGUCGUAAAUUAUUUCCUGAAGCUCAUUGUUUGGAACUGCACCGAUCCAAAUUUACAGUAAAUUCAAAGCAUAUUUUUACUUAAAGGAUUAAAAAAUUGUGUAUUACUUAAAAUUUUAAAAUACAUGAUAAUCAGACAUAAAAAUAAACCUUUUCUUUAUAAUAAAACAUAAUAAAUAUAUAUACUUAUAUGUAUUAUUCAAUAAACACACUAUUAUUAUUAUUUUUUUUGUAUAUUUGAUUGUUUUAUUAUAAAUAUUUUUUUUUCCUGUCACUUCCUAUCCAAUGAAAUUAGCUUUUAUGUUAAAUCAGAUAAAUGGUGAUAUUAAUUAAUCUUGAUUUGAAUGUUCUUGUAGUUUUUGUUUUUUUGUUUACUCAACCUAAUAUGAUUCUAAAUUUUUUCUCACAUUUUUUUUUUUUUUAAAUUUUUUUUACAAAUUUCUCUGAAAAAAAUAUCAUAGUUAGAGGUGUCAAUUUCUACAGAUUUUAUGAUAUAACGAAUUUUAUCUUUGGUUACAGUAUUACACAAAAUCCAGCUUCUGAUUUUUCAGUAUUUUUAUUGAAUUAGUAAAAGAAAAAAAGGGUUUUGUUUAUUUGUAAAAAGGAAAAAAAAACUCCUGUAUGGAUGAGAAAACUUGUUCCAAUCUAAGAAUGUGCUGAAAGCCUUUUUUUUUUUUU
Messenger RNA from Parasteatoda tepidariorum (common house spider), 5361 nucleotides. RefSeq lists its product as uncharacterized. Gene Ontology annotation, molecular function: cysteine-type deubiquitinase activity. Gene Ontology annotation, biological process: regulation of apoptotic process; protein deubiquitination. The record is from RefSeq and is a predicted model, not a curated record. Gene Ontology annotation, cellular component: nucleus; cytosol. Lineage: Eukaryota; Metazoa; Arthropoda; Arachnida; Araneae; Theridiidae.